Messenger RNA from Cygnus olor (mute swan), 13113 nucleotides. It is a transcript of the gene ADCY9, whose product is annotated as adenylate cyclase 9. Lineage: Eukaryota; Metazoa; Chordata; Aves; Anseriformes; Anatidae. The coding region runs from base 159 to 4202 and encodes 1347 amino acids. The transcript is spliced from 10 exons. Gene Ontology annotation, biological process: adenylate cyclase-activating G protein-coupled receptor signaling pathway; cyclic nucleotide biosynthetic process; intracellular signal transduction. Gene Ontology annotation, molecular function: adenylate cyclase activity. The record is from RefSeq and is a predicted model, not a curated record.
GAGCGCCCCGGCGCUGCCCGGCCGCCCCUGCGCGCAGGCGGCGGGAGGAGACUGAGCGCGACGGCCCCGGGAGCCGCGGGGUCGCCCCGCCGGCGGCUCUCCCGGCCCCGCCGGGUCCGGCUCCGGUUCCUCGGAGCUCCCCGGGAGGAGCCGACAACAUGGCUUCCCCACCGCACCAGCAGCUGCUGCAUCACCACAGCACCGAGGUGAGCUGCGACUCCAGCGGGGACAGCAACAGCGUGACGGUGAAAAUCAACCCCAGGCAGCACCCGGGCUGCGGCUCUUCCAAGCGCUGCAAGUACAGCAUCUCCUCCAGCUGCAGCUCGGGGGAGUCGGGGGGCGCCCGCAGGGCGGCCGGUGGCGGCGGCGGCCCCGGCCUCCGCCGGCAGAAGAAGCUGCCGCAGCUCUUCGAGCGGGCCUCGUCCAAGUGGUGGAACCCUAAGUUCGACUCCAACAACCUGGAGGAGGCGUGCAUGGAGAGGUGCUUCCCGCAGACCCAGCGCCGGUUCCGCUAUGCCCUCUUCUACAUCGGCGUGGCCUGCCUGCUCUGGGGCGUCUACUUCGGCGUGCACAUGAGAGAGAAACAGAUCGUGUUCAUGGUGCCGGCUCUGUGCUUCCUCUUGGUGUGUGUAGCGUUCUUCGCGUUCACUUUCACCAAGGCUUACGCUCGCCAUUACGUAUGGACUUCGCUGGUACUCACCCUCCUGGUUUUCGCCUUGACUCUGGCUCCGCAGUUCCAGGCGCUGAAUCCUCUCUCAGGAAGUGGUGACAUGUCCAACCGGACGCCCCCGGCCAGUCCCGCGGACACUUGUCUUUCUCAAGUAGGCAGUUUUUCCAUGUGUGUCGAAGUGCUCUUGCUGCUUUACACCGUGAUGCACCUACCCCUGUAUUUAAGCUUGUUUCUGGGACUGUCGUACUCGGUCCUCUUUGAGACCUUUGGUUAUCGCUUCCGCGACGAGAACUGUUUUGCGCCUCUUGGAUCCGGGGCGAUUUACUGGGAGUUGUUGAGUAAAGCCUUCCUUCACAUCUGCAUCCAUGCCAUCGGUAUUCAUUUAUUUAUCAUGUCCGAAGUCAGGUCCAGAAGCACGUUCCUGAAAGUGGGGCAGUCCAUCAUGCAUGGAAAAGACUUGGAAGUGGAAAAAGCCCUGAAAGAGAGGAUGAUUCAUUCUGUUAUGCCAAGAAUAAUAGCCGAUGACUUAAUGAAGCAGGGGGAUGAUGAAAGUGAAAACUCCGUCAAACGCCAUUCCACCUCAAGCCCCAAAAACAGGAAGAAGAAGCCCUCCAUCCAGAAAACCCCCAUAAUAUUCCGCCCUUUUAAAAUGCAGCAGAUAGAGCAGGUGAGCAUUUUGUUUGCAGAUAUCGUUGGCUUCACGAAAAUGAGCGCCAAUAAAUCUGCCCACGCGCUGGUGGGGCUCCUGAAUGACCUGUUUGGACGUUUUGACCGCCUGUGUGAGGACACCAAAUGCGAGAAGAUAAGCACUUUGGGAGACUGCUACUACUGCGUAGCUGGCUGCCCAGAGCCCCGGGCAGACCACGCUUACUGCUGCAUUGAGAUGGGCUUGGGUAUGAUUAAAGCCAUCGAGCAGUUUUGCCAGGAGAAGAAAGAAAUGGUGAACAUGAGAGUUGGCGUCCAUACUGGGACAGUGCUGUGUGGCAUUCUGGGAAUGAGGAGGUUCAAGUUCGACGUGUGGUCAAACGAUGUCAAUUUGGCCAAUCUGAUGGAGCAGCUGGGGGUGGCUGGAAAAGUCCACAUUUCGGAAGCUACUGCAAAAUAUUUGGAUGAUCGUUAUGAAAUGGAGGAUGGAAAGGUGACCGAGCGAGUUGGUCAGAGCGUGGUAGCUGACCAGUUAAAAGGUUUGAAGACCUAUCUGAUCUCUGGUCAGAAGGUGAAGGAACUGCAGUGCAGCUGUUCACAAGCCCUGCUUCCUGGCUUGGAGUCUGGAGAUGGAGCCAGGAUACAGGCAGCAUCAUCGUCUGAGAACGCCAGCGACUUGACGAAGACUCUCAAACAUGUGGAAAAACCUAAGCCUUGCCCUUCAUGUAGUACCACCCUUGCACCCCACUGUGAUGUCAGCAUAGAUGAAGGAGCUAUCCAAAAUGGUUGUCAGGAUGAGCAUAAAAACAGUACAAAGGCUCCAGGAGGCCAUAGUUCAAAGACUCAAAAUGGACUUUUGAGUCCUCCACAAGAAGAAAAGCUGAGCAACAGUCAAACCUCGCUUUAUGAAAUGUUGCAAGAGAAAGGAAGAUGGGGGGGCGUGAGUCUGGAUCAAUCAGCCCUCCUUCCUUUGAGGUUCAAAAACAUCAGAGAAAAGACAGAUGCUCACUUUGUCGAUGUGAUUAAAGAAGACAGCCUCAUGAAAGACUACUUCUUUAAACCGCCUAUUAACAAGCUGAGCCUGAACUUCUUGGAUCAGGAUCUGGAGAUGGCCUACAGGACGAGCUAUCAGGAAGAGGUUAUAAGGAAUGCUCCAGUGAAGACAUUUGCCAGCGCUACCUUCAGCUCACUCCUGGACGUGUUCCUCUCCACCACAGUCUUCCUCAUACUAUCUGUCACGUGUUUCCUGAAACACGGGAUGGUGGCGUCCCCUCCGCCACCUGCGGCAGUCGUCGUGUUCAUCAUCGCCAUCCUGCUGGAGGUGCUGUCCCUCGUCAUCUCCAUUAGGAUGGCAUUCUUCCUGGAGGAGGUGAUGACUUGCACGAAGCGUCUCCUGGAGGUGAUAUCUGGCUGGCUGCCUCGACAUUUUUUCGGUGCAAUCCUAGUUUCUCUCCCAGCUCUUGCAGUUUUUUCGCACUUCACCUCUGAUUUUGAAACAAAUAUACAUUACACCAUGUUUAUGUGUUGUGCCAUUCUGAUCACCAUUGUGCAGUACUGUAACUUCUGCCAGCUUAGCUCCUGGAUGAGAUCUCUAUUGGCAACUGUAGUAGGAGCAGUGCUUCUCAUUCUGCUCUACAUCUCCUUGUGUCCAGACAGCUCUGUGGAAACUUUUCAUCUGGAUUUGGCACAGAACUUUAGCUCCAGGAAGAGUCCGUGCAACAGUUCAGUGCCAAGUGACAUGAAGAGGCCAGCAGACCUCAUCGGUCAGGAAGUGAUUUUGGUUUUUUUCCUUCUGCUCCUCCUGGUCUGGUUUCUGAAUCGGGAGUUUGAGGUCAGUUACCGCCUCCACUAUCAUGGGGAUGUGGAGGCCGAUCUUCAUCGCACCAAAAUUCAGAGCAUGAGGGAUCAAGCUGACUGGUUGCUGAGGAAUAUUAUUCCCUAUCACGUGGCUGAGCAGCUGAAGGUUUCCCAGAGCUAUUCCAAAAACCAUGACAGUGGCGGAGUAAUCUUUGCUAGUAUUGUGAACUUCAGCGAGUUCUACGAAGAGAACUACGAAGGAGGCAAAGAGUGCUACAGAGUCCUGAAUGAACUGAUUGGGGAUUUUGAUGAGCUGCUAAGCAAACCACAUUACAGCAGCAUUGAGAAAAUCAAAACAAUUGGGGCAACCUACAUGGCUGCUUCAGGGCUGAACACAUCGCAGUGUCAGGACAACAACCAUCCCCAUGGACAUUUGCAGACCCUUUUUGAAUUUGCCAAAGAAAUGAUGCGAGUGGUGGAUGACUUCAACAACAACAUGCUGUGGUUUAAUUUUAAACUUCGGAUUGGCUUUAACCAUGGCCCUCUCACUGCUGGGGUCAUUGGCACCACCAAGUUAUUGUAUGACAUUUGGGGUGACACUGUGAACAUUGCUAGCAGAAUGGACACCACUGGCGUAGAGUGUCGUAUACAGGUGAGUGAGGAAAGCUACCGCAUCCUGAACAAGAUGGGGUAUGACUUUGACUAUAGGGGGACAGUCAAUGUGAAGGGGAAAGGUCAGAUGAAGACCUACCUGUACCCAAAAUGCAUGGACAAUGGGAUCGUGCCACAUCACCAGUUGUCUAUAUCCCCAGACAUUCGGGUUCAAGUGGAUGGCAGCAUUGGGCGAUCUCCGACUGAUGAGAUUGCCAACCUGGUGCCUUCUGUACAGAAUUCUGAUAAGAUAGCCCAUGGCACAGAUAACUCAGAAACCAAGGACAUACUUCCUUCCUCCAAGAAGCUCCAGAAAGAUUCAAUGAAAGCAGAAGAGAGGUGCAGGUUUGGCAAAGCUGUAGAGAAGACUGACUGUGAGGAAGCGGGAACUGAGGAGGUCAAUGAACUGACAAAGCUAAAUAUCUCUAAGAGUGUAUGAUGCACUGUCAGAGUUGCAUGAAGUGCUCUGUCAAUAGAAACACAAAGACAUUUGCAAUUGGCAGUUUUCUUUUUCAAGAGAGACCUUCUCAACACCUGGGUUGUACGUUUGUUUUCAUUUCAGCGCCUGAUGCUGUGUGGAUCACAGCUCUUCAGGGCUUGUUUUCAUCCAUCUCUCUCCUCCAUGCCCCAAAUCACAUCCCAAGCUCCCCAGCUCCCUGUGCAACCAUCUUACAGCUGAGUAGAGGAUAUUAAGUGCCUUCAGAUAUACUCCAUUGGACUCCCUGUCAAGGUACAGAGGCCCCAAGUGAAAUCAUAGCUUUGGGUAUUUAUCUAAUUUUAAAGAAAAGAAAAGCUGUGGUUAUAUCAUUUUUAUUGUUGUUUCUCACAAAACACUUUUUUUGGCUAAUGCAACUCCUUGGGUUUUUUAUAUCUAUCUGAACAAUGUUUUACUGUUAUCAGACCUUUUGUAUGUAAACACACAGACAAAUGUGCAUGUAUCUACCAUAUGAGACUGACAUAAAGUGCCAGUAACAUACCACAAAAGAAUGUCUUGGCAAGGGGGUGACACAAUUUUACUUUGUGUUGGGCUGGAGGAGGAGUUCUGCAGUGGCUCAACAUUUAGUUAGAGUAGGCUGAACAACUGCUGUAGUUUUAUUCUCCUUUACCAAUGCUUUCUUCAAACGUAAUGUGCCAUUGUGUGCUUUGGAUACCCUUCUUUUCCAUAUAGCCAAUGAGUUACUGAUAUGUGGGAAUGGAAUAAGGGUUUGGACUUCACCAGCUCUCAGGACAGGCUUCCAGAAGCAGACAAGCGACCAGAAGAGCGUUACAAUUUGGGUUUUGUGUGUCUAAAAGGGUUUUAGGUUGCUCUGCACCCUAGCUGAAUUGGCAAAGGUAGGUGAAGUUGGUGUCUCUAAGCUGGUCUGAUUUGAGAGAGAGAAAAGUUAAAUAAAUGUUUUGGAGAUGCCGUUAUUUAUUUAUUUAUUUUAUUUCUAUUCUUAUUUUGUUUUUGUUUUUUGUGGAAGGGAUCAGGAGAGACGAGUCGUUAAUUGGUUUAGCAAGAGUAGUAGGAUAGCGUUUCAGCCUCUUUGAACUACCAACCACUGUGAGGAUGUUGUUACCUAGGCAAUAUUUGUUUCAAAGCUGGUGAAACUUCCGAAGCCACCAAACGCAGUUGGGCAUCCCAGCUUCCCUCUGUACUGAACUAAUGGUGCUGCACAAUAUUUUUUCAGGAUUUGCCCCCUACACUGUGCUUUUGCAGCAGGGAAUAGAACAGCAUGCUCCCUGUGUGCCACUGAAAGCGGGAAUAGGGAGAGAGUCCUUUGUUGCGAGCUGAGAAGCACAACAAUUUCCCAGUCCUGCGGGUGAGUUUGUGCAGGUCCCCGUGACCGGAGAUCUGCUUGCACAGAGGUAACUGCAGGAGUGGGGCCUCAGACGAUACCGGUCUGCCCUCUGCAUGCUUCCAUCACCUCAUCCACUUACAUUUGAUGCCCCACUUUGGAUAUCAUUACCUAUUCAGCUAUUUGAGUUUAACAACCUUGCAACACCAAAUAAAAGAAUUUUUGCGCCUGAAAUAAGUUCUUUAGCCAGGGAAGGUCUGGUGGAAUGCAAUGCUGUGCUGUCUGCUUAUUGGUAUGUGUUUUAAUUCUUUCUUUCCAUCUGACCUGAAAUCAGAAUAUAUUGAUACUUCGUUUUAUUUUCGGAGUUUGAGUAAUAAAUAUAUACAUUGUGAUGUUCCUAUUCAGCCAUCUGAGAUCCAUCUACACUCCAUGGUGAGCAUAGAGCCCUUGAAGCCUUUGUCAAAUGUAAAUCUAGGAGGUUUCUGGAUCUCAGUUACCUUAAACAAGACUCUGCACACUGUUCUCACAAAAGCUGCUGUUUAUGCAUCUCUAAAUUGCAUUGGAUACAAAAGCUGUAUAAAGUGAAUCUUACUUGCUCAGUCUCCCAGCACACACAAAAAAAAGGGGGUGCUCAUCCCUAUGCCACAGAUGCCAUAGCCUCGUUUGGGGCUAUUCCUGACAAGCAACAAUAGGAAGUUGUUUUUAAUAGUGUAAAGUUUUAUAGCAGCCUGCCUUCCCACUCAAUUAGAACUAGUCCCCUUCCCCCAUAGUGGGUUGCACUUCCAACUUUCAGGUAGUAUAACUCUGCAAAUACCUCUUGAAUCCGACGAAUGUAUUCUUGAAACCAUUUCUAGGAUUCUCGUUCCAGUUAAGUGUAUGUCAGUAUUUCUUUUCUUACAGUGGGCAAGUUCACGUGGUCCAGAAUUGUUUACAUGCCUUCUAGUGUUAUAUUUGGGAUCUCGAAGUGGUUCAGCCCUUUUUCCCUUUCCCUUCUUUCCCCCCCGUUUUACAAACAGCUCUGCCCAGGGUUCAGUACCAUUUCUCUCUCACUGACCCGCUGCUUUGUCGGGACGGGCCUGCUGAUGGAGCCCUGCGUGGGGACCCCUCCCGCAGCCCCCUGCCACCAGCGAGGUUUGUGCCGCGUGGAGCCUCUGAAAUGGGCAACGCUCCCAUGCUGCGGGAGCACCGCAGGUGGCUGGUAGCGUUAGGAUACCAAAAAAUAAAACACUAUACCGGGGGCUCAUUAUUGUUGGCAUUAAGCAAAUGAAAUGGCAGAGGAGAGAAAUCGGGUUGGGCUCUGAAGUCGGGGGCUGCUGUCUGCUGCAGGCUCUGGUGCGUUGAGCGCGGCACUGCUGCAGCCUCCGCAGCCUCCUUCGGAGGUCAGCGCCUUGUCUUAGCACGGCGUAGGAACAGGAUCGGGAAGCUAAGCUGUCGGCGUGCGCUUUGAACAGUGAGAUUUUCACAGGCACAGGGAGACACUUGUUUUUUGUUGGAAAACGGUGGGGGUUGAACCUUUGCGCCUUCCCUUGAUGCCUUUGAAAAGAUGUCCCAGUGCUUGCAGGAAAUUGUUCUGCCGGCGUAUGUAACGGCGCCGGGCUGCAUCCCACCUUGUCCUGGAGCUGGCCCUGCUACACGUGCGCUUGUGGGAGGCCUCGAGCAAAGCCAGUGUCAUUGAGAUGUCCCUCCUGCUUGCCCCGCUGGUGCCACUGCCAUUCAGACACGGGGUAGAAGCUGCAGGGCUGGACAGAUAGCUGGAAGUGUAUUCUGCACGCACAGUCAGCGCGGAGCUGUGCUCUGGUUUUAGGGUGUCUUCAUGCUGAUCGUUUCAAAACUACCCAGAGAGGGGGAAAAAUUGCUGCAUGUUUGCUAGGCCAGGGCUGCCUUCAGCCACAGGUCCCCUGUGGGAGCUGCUCGGGAGCACAGAGUGAGGAGGAAGAUGGUGAGCGUGCCCUGCAGUGGCAUCUUCAUCUGCUGCCAACGCGCAGAAAUGCUGACUUUCUUGCAGCUUCUUCUGUGAAAUGGAAUUGAUUUCUCAUUUAAAAACAAGUAAAUGGCGUUCCUGUUGAUUUACUUCUGGUGUUUGUGAUUUGGAGACAGGACCAGACCUGCCUGUUGUUUCCCACAGUUUGGUGCCAUUCCCUUUGGCCGAACCGAGCAGGCACAGCGUUGUGCCUGGCAGCUUCUCCGCAGGGCAGUUGGAUUUUGAGAAGACAAAAGGGGAGCUGAGAGGAUGCCCCCAGUGUGGAGGUGGCACAAACCUCUCCCAGAGCCAGGUCAGCGUUGGCUGGCACCAGGAAAAGGGCGAAAGAUAACUAGUUGGAUACUUCAGGGCUUAUAAUUGCUGAACUCUAACUUGUUUCUAAAACUUUAAUUCUGAAUACAACAGCCAUGUUUAAAAAAAAAAAAAAAAGUGGUAAGGGAGCAGUUGUGCACUUCAUGCCUUUAUGUUGCAAUAUCACAGAGCCUGGGAGUUCCUGAGGUUGGUUAUAACCUAGUCAGCUGCAUAACUGAGCAACUUGGGGGUUUUUACCAAAUUUAAGGACUGUGUCUGUUUUCUCUCUGCUUUCAUGCGAGGUCUCGCUGGCUCAGUCUGGGUGGGUCCUUGCCUCCCUGGUCCUCUCUAAGCUCCAUCUUGCGCUGUGCACAGCAGCACCUGACUUCUGCCGGGGCCAGGUGGUGGUUCCAGGGGUUUUCCUCCGCACUUCAGCUGCUUCCACUGCUGUUUGCCUGUGACUGCGUUUCCCAACACGAAGGGGAGAGCACAUCAGCUCUGAUAUUUCAGUCCUGCUCUGGUGGUCCAGCUGCUGCUGCAGCUUUCUCUUCCUGCUGUUCUUGAGCCGCUUGGCAGAAGGCACAGAAGGGUGGCAGGCACGUCUGCAGGGUUAAGUUGGAGAUUCCAGGAAAAAAAUGAAUUUUUCAUCACACCAAAAGGAGGGGGGGGGAAGUUCUAUGACCUUGAGUGUUAGAGACCAUGCAAAAGCAGAAGUUAAUAACUAAAAUGAAGUGAGGGGCUGCUGGUGUUGGGUUCAGGGAAGCAGAGCUCAGGAGGGCGCUUGUCCCCAAAAUGCUCUGGGAUGCUGAAAGUGGAAGGAUGCUUGCAGAGAGCAUGUUUUGUUUGUUUGCUAAGCUUGAGACUUCUUGGUUCGAAGCUAUUUUGUGGGGAGGCGUAUUUGGAAAGGAAUGUGGCCAAGCAAAAAAUGAGAAACUCUGCUUUCAGUCUCAGCAGAAAAGAGACACGUGAGCGGGCAGGGGUCCUUGGCUGGUGGGGCUGACUGAUACACACGGAGGGUUCGGCUUUGUCUUGAAGUCUGGCAUUUAGUUAUAUAUUGUAAAGCACUGUUUAUUGAUGUGAUUUUCCCAGUCGCUGGAGAUGUCAUGGGAAUGGUUUGGCUGGAAGCAGGGAAUGAUUUACACAUGGAAAGAAGAGCGGUGGAUGCUGGAGAUGCAGGGGUGCCCCAGCAGUGUCCGGCAACGUGCUGCAGCACUGAUGCCUCGCAGGAGCAGGCCUGGGGUCGGCUGGCUCAGUGGGGUGGGAAGAACCUGGACUUGCGGUUCGUUGGUACCGAGAACGUCAGCACACAGUGCCUGCAGAAUUUUGCCAAGUCCUAUAAAAACAAAAAUUUGGAAAUGAUAACCACUACAUGCUGAUUCCUGCAGACAUUCUGGCUGUCCCUAUUUUAGUUUGAGGGGGGCAGUGGUCUGGUGACUCAGUCAAGAGCUGUGAAACCGUGGACCAUUUUCUGCUGAAAUGUACCGUGCAGGAAACCAGAGAGCCAAGAGGGUCUGCCUGUAGGAAUGCAGGACACGGCACACCGGUGGAUUUUUGUUUCAGUGGAUUUUGGUGCUCUGUACAAUGACAUUCGUGCUUCCAGCUCAGAAGGUGGGGAGUUCAGAGGCCGUGCUGCAGCCAUACAUCGAUCACAGACAGCAUCCUGUGGUUAUAGAAACCGAAACCCUGUUGCCAACACCAGCGAUGCAGCCAGUUGUUUUCUUGGAGAAUCCACCUACUCCUUCCAUCCUUUAACCUAACUGGCAGGAUCAAGAAGAAAAUGAUCUGGACCCCCAGACCCUUACCACUCUCACCAGAGCUGUGAAAUCCCUUUGGUAGUUUCCAGGUUGCCCUUAGUGUCCUUGGUGCCCACGUGGGAGAGCAGCAGGGGGCAGUGGUCGGAUGCGUGGACAGUACUCAGCAGUCUUCCCCGUGACACCCCUGGCAGGCGGCAGACCUCUCUAGGGUCUAGAGGUGGGUGCCUCUGUCCCCUACAGCAGGGAGUCACCCACAGCGAUCACCCGCUGCUUCUGGGUGCUCCCGCAUGGCACGGGGUCCAUCAGCUCAGUUUUUCACGUGAAGCCAUGCCCAGCACCUCAGCUCAGAGGGCACUAAGCCUGUUUGCCAACUUCAGGAGGAGUGAGAGCCUUUCUCCUCUUAUGAGGAGCGACCAACUUCCAGCCUUCACCUGCUACAGACUCACGACGUACAGUUUCACGUGGCACAGAGCCCCCCUACAUCUCCACUGCAGCAGGGGGGUGAGACUCCUGAAGCCAUGGGGUCUCUGAGGAUAUCCCUUCUCUUCGUGCUCAUCCUCGCGGGUGCUGUGCAGCCCCCUCGCGUCCUGCCAUAACUCCGCCGGAGGCUCCGCUAGCCUGGUGGCAAAAUGUGGGGUAAGCAAACAAUGCUGCACAAGGCACCAAGCGCGCUGAUAUCACGGAAUCCCAGGGUCAUCCGGGUUGGGAAAGACCUUCAGGAUCUCCAAGUCCAACCAGCAGCCCGGUCUCCCAGUCCUCUGCUAAGCCACGUCCUGCAGGGAUGGGGACUGGGCUGCCGCGCUGGGCAGCACGCCCCGGUGCUUGGCCACCUCAGUGCUCAGGUCAGCGAAGAAGGGGGAAGGUGGACGUGAGAUGAGAUGUGGGGUGCUCUGAAGGCUCAUCUCUAAUUUCCAGGUUCGAUGACUUUGCUCGGCUGGAGCACGGGGAGGUUUGGGGUUUCUGUGCUAGGAUGAGGGAGCCUUAAAACAGACACAGUUUGUGAAGCUGCUGUAAUGCCACCCUCUGAACUCUGUCCUCUGAGCAACGCGGCAGGUUUUGUCAGCAACCAUCAGGCACCAGGAGCUUGCUGGCUUUGUCUUUAAAUUAGAGUUCAUUAAAAAUCAAAUGUCAGACUCUGAAUAGGCUCAAGCAGUAACUAAAAUCAGUGCAAAAUCUGAUUUGUGUUACCAGUGGCUCAGCUGGAGCGUUGCUGGGGGCUUACGGGUGCUGAAUGAAGCUCUGUGGAAUAACAGCAGUGCGAGUUUUCUGCAGAAAUCCCUUUUUAAGCUUUGAGCAGAGGAGCUAAACUUUUGUCUUCAGCUGAGAAAACUGGCUAUACAACUUAGAGAAAUGUUUGCUUUUUACAUUCAAGAGGCAAUAUUAGAUCUUAAGAUUAUUUUGGGGAAAACAAAACAAAACAAAAAACAGGUGGGUAGAAGACAUUUAAAGCUUUUUUCCCUGGUUCUUUAGUGUAGCUGCUGUCCAUUAGUUGGCCGGGAGAGGAGCAGGGCAGCCCCGGGUGCAGGGGCGCGAGCUGUCCCGCCUGUGGCGCGUUGCAGGGAGCAGCUGUUCCGCACGCGUGUCAUGGGGCUGGACGCUGGUGCAGGGGAAGCAGUCGCUCGUUUUUUAUUGUUCUGGAAAGGCCCCGAGGCUGCUGCGUCGGCUUCUCGCUUUGUAGCCCUCAGUCUUACUUUGUACGUGUUUUACUCUGUUCUUGCAUUGGUCUUUGGCCCGCUGUAGCAGCGCGUAUUUUAAUCUCUAGAUGUUGCAGCAUUCACUGAAUCUGAAGAACUGCAAAGAGGGUAGUGGCUGGGACCAGCUUCUAAAAUGUCAACUUUCAGCUCUUUGACCGGUGCUGCACUCGCCUAGCUCAUCAUUCGUGGUCGCUUGAGCCGCUAUGUACCCGAGGUACCUGGCUGGGCACCGCGUUGCUCCACAGCUCGUGUGUGUCCGCAGUUUGAGUUUUCCGAGGAUAUUAAUGCACUCAUGUCAAAGUGACUUUCUCAGUUUUUACUCUUUUCUCCCUUACUUACUAAUGAGUUCGCCUGUUUCUAAAUUCAUGCAUUGGCUGAAUAUUAGUGCGCGAUUCAGAGAUGGUUUGUAUCAUUUGGUUGUGGGAAGACGUAGGCUCGGGGCAGGAAGAAAUGCAGCGCAUGGUACAGCGAUGUACCGGGGUGUGUGUGCAGAAGGGAGGCGCUUGCCUCUUCAACAUCCUUGACUCUUUGCCUUGAUCCCAGCAGGAGCAGUGUUUCAUUUGGGGUUUAUCUGAGAUGUGAGCUGGGUACCUCCGUCUCGCUGGUGCCCCCAGGAGCCUCCCAGGGAGGGUUUUGGUGGUAUCGCAGUGCUCUGCUGGGCACCGGGGUUGUCUCUGGGCUGGCACCAGCACCUGCAGCGGUUUUCUCCGUGCGUAGAGGUUCGGGACUCCCCCACCGCCAGAGUGCCCUUCCCAGAUUUCAUUUGUCACCACCAGUUUUCUGAGGCCGUGUUGAGAUACACAUGUGCAUGUGUAUAUGUGCCGAGACAGAGACUUGUGGCACCCUACUGCGAGUACAACUUCAAACUUCCAAAGUAAUAAACUCUUUAAAGCCAAGAGCCUUAACGACUCCUAACGUCUGCUGAGAGACAAAGCACAGGUUCAGGUUUGUGCCGAAUACUUAGGAAUUUUAGCCACAGAUGUCUCCUGUCCGUGAGGAGGUAACAGGAGCAUCCAGAGACGCGAAGGACCUUGGCCGCGCUCACCGAAUCCACCAGGAACACAUAGAAAGGCUCCCCCGGUGCUCUCAGGAAAGUCGCCUCACUCCCGCAGGGCUUGCCAUCACAUUGCAUUUCUCAUAACAGCUCCUCCUUUCUGUGAAAUGCUGCUUUUAACCUGGCGUAAAAGCUUUCUGGUGGUGGUGGGGACCAGCCACUUCCUUUCCCUUUCAGCCCCAACGUGGGGCAACACCACGGCAUCGGUGCCGGAGCUGUGGUGGGGUUUGGCCAGGUGGAAGCGAGGAACCCAGAUCCGAGCCGGCUCGCGUCCGGUGGGGCUGCUGCCUUGACGUGGUACGGAGACUUCAGCGCUGCCUGUCCUUGCCUAAGCACACAUGGAGAUUGUAUGGAAAGUGUUAAACAUUCAUUGAGAACAGUUUCCAGUUCAGGAAAAAAAAAAAAAAAAGGCAAAUGAAAACAUUUUAAAGUAUCCAGGUUAGCUGGAAAUUGUUUCUUCAUGACGUCUUUGUUUUCUUUCUCUUCCCAUCCUAGCAAGGGCCGUGUUCACACUACCUUCUCCCCUCCCUUUCUGCAGAAAGACAGAACCGUGCUGUUUACAAGCGCCCUGCGGGGAAGCUUGGCGCUUCUGCCGGGUCGCUUUGCUGGGGGACGGGGCUUCCGCGCAGCGGCUUCAGUGUAAAUACUCUGCAUAUGCUUCGUUGACAAAGCAGAAAUGGAGAAAAGUUGUAUCUGUGAAAUAUUAAGCUAUAUAUGUAUAUAGAUAAACCGCGUAUUAUCUCUGACUCGUUACGGAUCUGUAAUCAAUUGUAUAUUAAACUGUUUUACUGUAUCGCA